AUGGAAACAAAGCUGGUUAAUAUCUACCGACCUACACAACCUCUUCAGUAAUGUCACGUGUAUGCUUCCCCUGGAACUCCUCUGACUCCCCCUGUCACUCCACCUUCUUGGCACCUUCUGCCCGGCUCCCACUGUAGCGGUACAUAUCAGUCACCCAUCAACAUUAACACAAACAAUAAAUCAAAGAGUAUGAUUGUUAUAUUCUCUUCUUUUGUUCUCAAACAACUUCCAGUGAAGUGUGUACUGGUGAGAAAUUUGAUGGAGGUGUCAGGAGGAGGUUUGGGGCAUGACUAUACCAUCCUAGAGUUCCACUUCCACUGGGGUGACACAUCAGAUACAUCUGAAGGCUCAGAGCAUACUGUGAACUCAAUAAGAUACCCAAUGGAGAUGCACAUUGUAAGCAAGAGAAAGGAUUUAACCCUGGAUCAGGCACUACAGGCACCUGAUGGCUUGGCAGUGCUGGGAUUUUUUAUUGAGACACAUCCCACAUCAGCGCUAACAUCUAAGACAAACGCCUGGAAAAAACUGACCAGCUAUCGCUCAAAGAUCCACAAAGUUAGUACAACAGUGAAGGUCACAGACGAUAUCUCCAUUGAUGACUUGCUUGGUGAUGUGAACCGCCAUGAAUACUACCGCUACAGUGGCUCCCUGACCACACCUUUAUGCAGUGAAGCAGUUGUCUGGACAAUCUUUAAAGAGUCAAUCAAUGUGGACUUAAACCUGUCUUAA
Messenger RNA from Haplochromis burtoni (Burton's mouthbrooder), 729 nucleotides. Its product is annotated as putative carbonic anhydrase 5. Lineage: Eukaryota; Metazoa; Chordata; Actinopteri; Cichliformes; Cichlidae. Gene Ontology annotation, molecular function: carbonate dehydratase activity; zinc ion binding. The record is from RefSeq and is a predicted model, not a curated record. Gene Ontology annotation, cellular component: plasma membrane. The transcript has 7 exons.